AAAUUCUUUAGAAUUUUCUUGUUUUGGUUAGUCGGAUGUUAACCUUUGAUCAAGAAACUCGUUGACUGGUCUGCUUCCCUAUAGUUCUUUGUGUCUGAUUUAGUCUGUUGUCUCAUUUUGCAUAAUUCAAUCAAACGACUCCCAUGACUGCCUUUCUCAUUCUUGCCUUUCAUGUUAUUUUUUCCUCAUUCAUUUUUUAGCCUGGGGUUUUGAGGAAUUUGUUAUUUUACAUCAUUAUAAGUUAGUUAAAUAAUAGGAUUUGUAUUAUUUUUUUUGGUGAAACUGGUAAGGUUUUAUAGGAUUUGGUUAUUUAUAGUCUUGUCAUUGUGUGAGCUUUUUGUCGAUGAUCCCUGUCACCUUUUUCUUCUUUCCAUGCAAUAACUAUACUUUUGCAGGUGCUCUGCUCCUAAUGUUCUGGAUAUUUUGAUUUAAACUGUUAGGCUGUUAGUUCACCCUCUCAUUCUUCAGAGGUAUGGAGUUUGUAUCCUCAUCGAAGAAUUUAGUGAGUGAUGCUUGAUAUGGAAUUACUUACUUAAACAUUGACUGCAUAUGUCUCUAACGCAUGCGUGGACUGCUUUCUGGAAUAAUGUCACCACAGCCAGUAUGUUUGAGAUGAUGCCUAUUAUGGCCUCCAAGCUGAUGAAUUUGCAUCUGAUAUAAAUUUAGGGUUACCUUACCAUUUCUUGAUGCAGCUUUCUUUUUCUUCUGUUCAGAAAACCAAAAGGUUAUGCCAAAUUUGACUUUUGUCAGUUUCAUUUGUUGCUUCUAGUAAUGAUAUUUUGGCUACGUGUCGAAGCAAACAAGAUUGACAUAGGAACCAUUCCUUCUGAUAUUCUGUAUUUAGUUUUUAACUCAUUUUUUUCAGUAAGAAGUUUAGGCUGUGCCUAGAUUGAUGUUGUGAUCCGAGAGCCAUGUUCACAAUCUCCUUUUUGUGCAGAUUAUAAACAUUUAGAGAAGUAUCUCAUGAAACUUUAUAAUUGUAGAAGAUCCUUGUUUGGAGCUUCACUCUUUGAAUAUUUCAUCAUGAAUCAGCUGAAUGUAUUUUGAGGACUGGGCUUUGAUAUGGAAGCUCAGGGGUGAGGACAGAACUCGGCUUAUGCUGGAUUUGUUGUUUUUUGCUGACAUAGAAUAUAGUUCUGACUUCUGAGUCAAUGUUGUAUGUUAUGUUUCAUUCUACUACUUGUGUGAUAGAUUUAGUUUUGCAGUUUCGAACAGAAUAGUUGAGGCUGAUGGUUGAAAUUUCCGAACUUCCAUUUCCAGUUUGUGUGUACCUCUAGAAAAUAAUCUUGAUUUUAUUUCUAUUCAUCUGCUGUGGUCCUCCAUUUUCAGUUGGUCGUUAACUAGAUCUGUUACCUUUUCUGCAUGGUUCAUCCCUUUCUAUUCAGAGCCCAUAAUCAUUGCAUACCUUUCUCGGCUGUUGCUUUAGAAGAUAGUGAGUUGAUGAGCAUUUUUUGCUAGUCAUUAUGUGUAGUGCUUAAGUUUUAAUUCUUGUUGUAAAUGAUGUUUGUUUGAAUUGUAUUCUUUCAAAAAAUUAACCAAUAUCGUGUGCGCAUUGCUAUUGUAUCUAUCUUUCAGCCUUAGAAGCUGGAUUGCAGUUAUUAUGUGAGCAGCUGGCGCAAGCAUUUUCCAUAUGUUGAGGAAUCUCUUGUGGUCGACAUCAAAACAUGAUGUGUAUCUCAUGCAAAAUUACUCUGUGAUGCACUGGUCCUCACUUCUCAGGAAGGGAGAAGAAGUGCUAAAUGUUGCUAGGCCAUUGGUCCCCACUACGAAAUACCCUGGAUCAGCGUCUCAAACACUUUCCCGAGUGCAGAUCAGCACUAUGGCUGUUAGAGAUGGUUUGAUGGCUGCUGGUGGUUUCCAAGGGGAGCUUAUCUGUAAGUAUUUAGACCAACCUGGAGUUGCAUUCAGUACAAAAAUAAGUAAAGGAGAGAAUGCUAUAACUAAUGCUGUGGAUAUUAUUUAUAGUCCGACUGGCUCUAUGAGGGUAAUCACUGCUAAUAAUGAUCAGCAAGUCAGGAUUUUUGAUGCAAAAAGCUUUGCUUGCAUCAAUCAUUAUACAUUCCCUUGGUCUGUUAACAACACCUCUGUUAGCCCCGAUGAGAAAUUACUUGCUGUCCUUGGUGAUAGUCCAGAAUGUCUACUUGCUGACGCUCAAAGUGGGAAGGUUGUCAGCAACCUAAAAGGUCACCUAGACUAUUCAUUUUCAUCAGCUUGGCACCCGGACGGAAGAAUUUUGGCAACUGGUAACCAAGACACAACUUGCAGAUUGUGGGAUAUAAGGAACACGUCGCAGUCCAUAGCAGUGCUCAAAGGAAGGAUGGGUGCCAUCCGUGCAAUCAAGUUCACAUCAGAUGGGCGCUUUAUGGCCAUGGCAGAGCCAGCUGAUUUUGUCCACAUAUUCGAUACACAAUCUGAUUAUGGUGCCUGUCAAGAGAUUGAUUUGUUUGGUGAGAUUGCUGGGAUAUCCUUCAGUCCUGAUACUGAAGCUCUCUUUAUUGGAGUGGCAGACCAAACCUAUGGUAGCUUGCUGGAGUUCAACCGUAAACAUUACCACCACUACCUUGACUAUGCUUUGUAGUGAAAGGCACCUGCCUGUGUCGGUUAAAUUCCAGCAUCUGCUUGUUUGGUAUAUAUAUGUAUAGUUUAUGUAUAGUAUGAGGAGAACUUGGGGUAAAUUCGUGUAACUUGGCCUUAUUAUGAGAAUGGUCUGAAGGCAGGCCUAUGAUUUGGAGAAGUGUGAUCAUGAAAGAGCUGGGAUUGUAGGUGCUGUUUCUGCGGAAGUAUACAUACAUACAGAUAUAGGAAGACCUUGCAGUAGUAAAUGCAAAUCGGCAGUGCAAUUGUAUGUCAGAACGAAUUAUGUGAUCUAGAAGUUUGUUAAUGGCCAAUUAUAUCACAAUUCAAUGUAUUUUGCUUUCUUUUUUGUUUUAAUUUAAUCCGAACAGAAACAGUUCAAGCUACAAACUUGCCCUGGUUAACACUCGA
Messenger RNA from Solanum dulcamara, 2985 nucleotides. RefSeq lists its product as uncharacterized. NCBI's taxonomy places the organism in Eukaryota, Viridiplantae, Streptophyta, Magnoliopsida, Solanales, Solanaceae. The transcript has 7 exons. Bases 1631 to 2578 code for a protein of 315 amino acids. Gene Ontology annotation, molecular function: protein binding. The record is from RefSeq and is a predicted model, not a curated record.